AAUGAUAGCUCAUAAUUUGUUUCACUAAUGUGAUAAGUUCACUACUCUUUAUGUUAAUGAUACUUAAAAUGCGCAGUUAUUUUCUAUUUAAAGGAAAUGAUAAAAAAAAAUGACAAACAUUCAUUAAGAUUACAUUGCCAGAUAAGGGAAAAAAACAGUUGGCAAGCAGACUUUAUUAAGUUAAACGCGAAUUGUAAUGAAUGUCUUUAAAACUAUAUAACAAUUAAACACCAAAAUAGACAAAUCUGAUAGUGAUCAGCAAUAGUUUAGUGAAGAUUUAUCAAAAAACUCAGUGCUGGUUUAUAACAGAGUUUAUAACAAUGCUUUACAUUAUUAUACCAAUUCUUUUUUUUAGCUGUCAAUAUCUAGUUAAAUGUGAUACAGACUUGAAUAAUGCAAACAUAGAAGAUUCAUGUAAUCAAGUUUUAUCUUCUCAGAUGGUUGAGGAAAUUGAUAAUUAUGCUCACAUUGUCAAUAACAUUAUCAACGUAGCCAUUAAUGGUAGUUUUAAAGGGAAAACAUGGGAUGAAUUAGAUAAAUUCAUUGUCGAAUUUGGCGCAAGAUUCACUGGUACUGAAAACUUGGAGAGAUCCAUUGAUUAUGUUCUUCAACGAUCGGAGGAACUUGGACUACAUAAUGUACAUGGAGAAAAAGUUAAAGUUCCUCGAUGGAUUAGAGGUCAAGAAACAGCAACACUUCUUUCACCUUGGAAAAAAGACAUAAAAAUUCUAGGAUUAGGAUAUUCAGUAUCAACACCUCCUGAAGGAAUAAUAGCAGAAGCUAUUAUUGUUAAAACUCUUGAAGAAUUAAAAGCAAGAUCGAGCGAAGUUUCAGGAAAAAUAGUGAUUUAUAAUCAAGAAUAUCUUUCUUUUGAAUAUUCAAGUGAAUACAGCUGGGUAGGAGCAACAGAAGCAGCAAAAUUUGGAGCAGUAGCGACACUAAUUAGAUCUGUUACUCCUUUCUCUAUUUAUACACCUCAUGCUUUCAUAAUUGGAUACAAUGAUUCUAUUCCUAAAAUUCCAGCUGCAUCAAUAACAGUUGAAGAUGUCAAUCUUCUUAGUAGAAUGGUGGCAAGAGGAAAGAAUAUAACAAUUAAAUUAGUAAUGCAAGAGCAGCGUUUACCUGAUAUUGAAUCUCGUAAUGUCGUCGCAGAAAUUGCUGGCACUAGUAGACCAAACAAAGUAGUAGUGGUAUCAGGCCAUAUUGAUAGCUGGGAUGUUGGUCAAGGUGCAAUGGAUGAUGGCGGUGGAGCUUUUGCUGCCUGGAAUUCAUUGGUACUUUUGAAAACAUUAAAUUUACAACCAAAAAGGACUAUUAGAGCUAUCAUGUGGACAGGCCAUGAAAUGGGUAUUAUUGGAGCAGAGAACUACAUCAAAGAGCAUAAAUCUGAGGAAAAUGAUCUCCAAUUAGUAAUGGAAUCUGAUACAGGAACAUUUUUACCACUUGGCUGGGAAGUUACUGGGUCUCCGGAAGUCAUUUGUGUCUUGAAAAGAAUAACUAAGUUGAUGUCAUCAAUGACUCCCUUAGGAGUUAGAUCACCUUUUGUAGCACCCGAUAUUUGGAAUUGGGUUCAAGCAGGAGUCCCAGGAGCUUCAUUAUGGAAUCAGAAUGAACGAUACAUUUGGUUUCAUCAUUCAGAAGGUGACACAAUGGAUGUUGAAAAACCAGAAAACUUAGACAUGGCAACAGCUUUAUUUGCAGCAACUGCUUAUAUUGUAGCUGAUAUGAGUUUAGAUCUUCCGCACAGCAAGACAUGAAUCCUCUUACUCUGAAAGCUGUUAAAUAAAUAUUAAUGGAGUGUGAUAUGCUAGUAUAAUAUUUAAGGAUUGUUGAGAAAGAUAAAUAUAGAAUUUUACACUUA
Messenger RNA from Chelonus insularis, 1861 nucleotides. RefSeq names its product carboxypeptidase Q-like. Gene Ontology annotation, biological process: proteolysis; peptide catabolic process. The record is from RefSeq and is a predicted model, not a curated record. Bases 321 to 1757 code for a protein of 478 amino acids. The transcript has 5 exons. Gene Ontology annotation, molecular function: metallodipeptidase activity. Lineage: Eukaryota; Metazoa; Arthropoda; Insecta; Hymenoptera; Braconidae.